Molecule: messenger RNA, 1363 nt
Organism: Ixodes scapularis (black-legged tick)
Lineage: Eukaryota; Metazoa; Arthropoda; Arachnida; Ixodida; Ixodidae
Product: serine dehydratase-like
Exons: 7
Coding region: 107-1144 (345 amino acids)
Biological process (GO): L-threonine catabolic process; L-serine catabolic process
Molecular function (GO): threonine deaminase activity; L-serine ammonia-lyase activity
Source: RefSeq, a predicted model, not a curated record
GUAUUAUAUCGCGGGUGACGCUGGCGUUCCAAAGCACAGGCAGUAUAGGCUCGCCUGCGACUGCAGUUCCUACGGGCGGAGCAUCUUAGUUCAUUGCACUGGCACGAUGGCCGCCAGCGACGAUCAGCGCAAUCGUUCACGUGGCCAAAGGGAAGAGAUUUCUCUGUACUGCCGGACGCCCCUCAUCGAGAGCCUGACGCUGCAGGGGAGGCACUUGCCCGGGGUACCCGUCUACCUGAAGCUGGAGAACACGCAGCCUACGGGGUCCUUCAAAAUGCGCGGGCUCAGCCGGCUCUGCCAACACGGGGUGCAGAGCGGACAUGACACGCUGGUGACGUCUUCUGGCGGCAAUGCGGGCCUCGCUGUGGCUCACAGCGCACGCCGACUGGGAGUCAAGGCACGCGUCUACGUGCCCGAUAAGACAAGCCGAGCCGUGGUCGGAGCCCUCGAGCAAGAAGGCGCCAACGUCAUCGCCACAGGCAGUGUUUGGGACGACGCUGACCUCGCGGCAAGGGACUACGUCAGAAUUCAAGGAGGCUACUACUGCCAUCCGUUCGACAACCCCAUUGUCUGGUCUGGCCACGCGUCCAUGAUAGUCGAGGCGGAGGAAGACCUGUCCCGUCGCGGGGUGACCAAGCCCAGCGCCGUGGUGACCUGUGCCGGCGGCGGCGGCCUUCUCUGCGGCAUCGUGGAGGGCAUGCACCGCGUCGGCUGGACCGACGUGCCCGUGCUCGUCAUGGAGACGCGGGGAGCGGCCAGCUUCAGGGCUGCCAGGGACGCCGGUCGCCCCGUCGCCAUCAGCGCCAUGACCAGCGUGGCGGUCACACUGGGCGCACUGACAGUGUGCCAGAGAGCGGUGGACUUGCUGCGCUCUCACCCAAUCAUCUCGGAGCUCGUCACGGACCGCCAAGCUGUAGAUGCCUGCUUCAAAUUCGCAGACGACCACAGGAUGCUGGUGGAGCCCUCUUGCGGAGCCACUCUGGCAGCGCUCUACAGCGGACUGGCGGCGAGGUUGUACGCCGAAGGGAAGCUAUCCCGCACGGGGGGACCUCUGUUGCUCAUCGUAUGCGGGGGAAGUGCCGCCAGCCUGGGCACUUUUCAGCGUUGGCGGGAAAUCGUCGAUCGAAAGGUCGAAGACGAAUAAAGGUCGAAAAGUGACUUCGUCUAACCUUAGUAUGGACUAUUGUUAGCCGCGCGUGCUAAAAGCGCGAGCUAGUUGCUUCGAAUGAAGCCUCGGCGGCUGAACGAGCGCUCGUGCAGCGAGUGCUCCAGUCAAGGCAGUCAAGGCCAGCCGCUCGCGCUAGCACAGCAUUCGCGGUUAGUCCAUGCUAAGGUGAUACGAAGUAUAGUUUAUUUCUGUCGA